Messenger RNA from Bicyclus anynana (squinting bush brown), 2095 nucleotides. It is a transcript of the gene Ir68a, whose product is annotated as glutamate receptor ionotropic, kainate glr-3. Gene Ontology annotation, cellular component: membrane. The annotation marks the transcript as partial. Gene Ontology annotation, molecular function: glutamate-gated receptor activity. The record is from RefSeq and is a predicted model, not a curated record. NCBI's taxonomy places the organism in Eukaryota, Metazoa, Arthropoda, Insecta, Lepidoptera, Nymphalidae. The transcript has 6 exons.
UUGAAGUCUUUGGUAAAGAUUUUUAUCGUUUACAGUAAUAGCAAUGUCAACGCAGAUCGAUCACUCAUAGUCAAAGAGCUGCAGGUGCGGAAGGAGUUAGAGUUUGCUCUCAUAGAUUUGUUGAACGGAAUAAUGCGCACAGACGCUGUAACUUGCGUGACUGUUGUAUGCGACACGGUUUACUUGAGCGUCUUCGAGGGGACGCUGUUUAGAAGAACGAUCACAGUACCUUUUGUCAUGAUAGUGGUGGAGGAAUCUGAGGACUUGCUCUCACCAAACUUCGAUACCCUUGAAUCAUUGCGAGAAUCCAGGAAAGAUGGUUGUAAUGUCUACGUGAUUAUAUUAGCAAAUGGACUCCAAGUAACCAGACUUUUAAGGUUCGGAGACAGAUAUCGCAUAUUGGACACCAGAGCAAAAUACAUAAUGCUUCACGAUGUCAGACUUUUCCAUAGCAGACUACACUAUAUCUGGAAAAGAAUUGUCAACGUUGUCUUUUUAAAGUACCACAAAACUAUCGUUGGUAACGCCAGAGGCAAAGCGUGGUUCGAUCUGUCCACGGUACCAUUCCCUAAUCCCAUAAAAGGUAUCUUCAUAUCCCGCCGUGUUGAUAUAUGGCGAAACGGCAAAUUUCAUUACGGUAGAGAUCUAUUCGCCGACAAAACAAGAAAUCUUAACAAGGAAGUGUUGAAUGUAGUUUAUUACGAUCAUGUACCCUCGGUUAUUGUAAUGAAGUCUAAUGAAUCUACUAAGGUUGGAGGUGUUGAAAUUGAAAUCCUCAAUACGUUAGCCCAGAAAAUGAAUUUUGCACCCAAAUUGUAUCAAUCAUUUAACGCGGAAGCUCACAAAUGGGGUCAAAAGCAAUCAAACGGCUCUUUCUCUGGCCUUCUCGGGGAAAUGGUCAAUGGCAAAGCGGACUUGGCGCUUGGCAACUUGCAGUACACGCCCUAUCACUUGGAACUGACCGACCUAAGCAUUCCGUAUACGUCGCAAUGUUGGACUUUCCUCACUCCGGAGGCUCUCACUGAUAACUCAUGGAAAACGCUUGUUUUACCCUUCAAGCUUUACAUGUGGAUAGCUGUGUUAUUAGUUUUGUUGGUCACUGGCUCUAUAUUUUAUGGACUAGCAGUGUAUUACGUGAACCUCUUGGAUUGCACCAAUACUUUGCCAAUUACGGAAAAGCCUACCGCCGGCGCAAAACCAGUUGGCCUGUAUUUGUUCGGUGAAAUAACGAACAGUAUACUCUACACGUAUGGAAUGUUACUGGUAGUUUCUUUACCCAAGCUGCCGUCUGGAUGGUGUAUUCGAGUACUGACAGGAUGCUACUGGCUGUACUGUAUAUUGCUUGUAGUAUCUUACAAAGCGAGUAUGACAGCUAUACUUGCAAACCCGGCGCCUAGAGUUACUAUCGACACGUUAAAAGAAUUGGUGGACAGCAAAAUCACUUGUGGCGCCUGGGGUGGCGAAUCUAAGAAAUUUUUCCUGGAGUCACUCGAUGAAAUAGGCCAAAAAAUCAGCGAUAGAUUAGUAAACGUCGACAAUCCCGAAGAAGCUGCCAGUAGGAUCGCUGAUGGAGUGUUCGCAUAUUACGAUAGCUCCGAUUUCCUCAAAUAUUUAAGCGUCAAGCGGAAAAAUUCACGCAUGGAGUUUGAAAAUUCGACUGCAAAUAACAUUGAAGUUUCCAAAACAGAAAGGGACCUCCACAUCAUGACAGACUGUGUCGUAAACAUACCCAUCUCUAUAGGUUUUCAUAAAAAUUCUCCAUUGAAACCUCUAGCUGAUGUUUAUAUACGGAGAAUUGUUGAAGUUGGUCUUGUAGAGAAAUGGUUAAAUGAUGCCAUGUAUAGAAUAAUAACGAUGGACACCUCUGAGGAAGAAGUCAAAGCUUUGAUCAAUUUGAAAAAGCUUUAUUGUGCUUUCAUAGCUUUAGCGAUUGGCUAUACUCUGAGUUUCUUAUGCUUGCUGGGAGAGUUCAUUCAUUGGCAUUUUAUAGUCAAAAAGGAUCCUAACUUUGAUAAAUAUGCCAUGGAUAUUUAUUAUAUAAAAAAAAAUAAAAAGCAUAAAAUUUAGAACUAAAUUAUUUAUUAAGGAAAAGUAU